AUGGUCAACGCAACCUUCAUUGAAGCAUUAUUCAGCCACUUGACGUUCUUCUUUGCGCUUGUCGCCCGCCCCUCGCCAUCUCGUAGACUUUUUUUCCUGCCUAUACUCUGCGCCAACAUCUGGCUACUUCUUUAUGUACCACCACCAGAGGGAUCCACAAAAACGGCUCGAUUUAGAGGCUAUGGCCUCGCCUUCCGCAUUGCCACUGCCUCCGACUUCAUCCUUCUGACUGAUGUCCAGAACGAUCUCCGACUUCAAAACGAUAAACGGCAUAUCCCCUCUGCAUCCCUCCGUGCGCGUAUGUUGUGGGUGGUCCGCCUUCUGACGGCCCAUCGUGGGGUGGGCUGGACAUAUGAGCCCACGGCACGCAUCCCUCGCAGGUCUGAGAACCUAUCUCGCUGGGCAUUCGUCGUUUCCAAGAUUUCUUGGGCUGUAUAUUAUUAUGUUCUCGGUGACCUUUUGCAGAUUCUGUUGCAGUGGAAUUUAGCAGUUGUCAAAGGGGAAUUGUACGGGACGGGGAUGGUGGGGUGGUUGCUGGAUCGAACGACGUUCCUUGCCUAUCUUCUCGAGAUUAAUGUCAGCUUGAAUCUGCCAUAUAACGUCCUCGCGGGGGCGUCGGUUUUUCUGGGGGUGACAGAGGCGAGGGAUUGGCCUGCGUUAUUCGGGUAUUGGAGCGAUGCCUAUACAGUCGGGCGGUUUUGGGGGCGAGUAUGGCAUCAGAAUCUUCGCAGGGUAAGACAUUUACUCGUAGUCAGUCCGAAUGUCGCCCACCAUUGUGCUUUCCAGAUUCUAACUGUCCACAGCAAAUUCAUCGUCAAGAACGUUUUCAGCCUCACUAAUGGCACCUCGUUGGCAUGGCAUGUCCAACUCUAUGCCGCGUUCGCUAUUUCCGGUUUAGUUCAUCUAGCCGGUGACUACCUAGCUCUUGGUGACUGGACGACAGGAGGGUCGAUGCGCUUCUUCGUGCUUCAAGCAGUGGCGAUCACCAUUGAAGACAUCGUCAUUAAUUCAGCCUCGAGGAUUGGAUUUGGCAGAACGCGUCUUUCAAAAUGUGUUGGGUAUAUGUGGGUUUUGGGUUGGUUCAUAUUGUCUGUACCGGGGUGGACUCGUCCAUGGGCGAUGGUUGGCUUAGGUCAAGAGGGUGUAUACCAGAGUGUCAUUCUGCGCACUUGUCAGAAAGUACUUCGGCUGGAAAACUGGCUUGCCUAA
Messenger RNA from Laccaria bicolor S238N-H82, 1209 nucleotides. RefSeq lists its product as uncharacterized. Gene Ontology annotation, biological process: lipid metabolic process. The transcript is spliced from 2 exons. The record is from RefSeq and is a predicted model, not a curated record. The coding region runs from base 1 to 1209 and encodes 402 amino acids. Lineage: Eukaryota; Fungi; Basidiomycota; Agaricomycetes; Agaricales; Hydnangiaceae.